Messenger RNA from Lates calcarifer (barramundi perch), 1636 nucleotides. RefSeq names its product peptidylprolyl isomerase D (gene ppid). The transcript has 10 exons. Gene Ontology annotation, molecular function: protein binding; peptidyl-prolyl cis-trans isomerase activity. Gene Ontology annotation, biological process: protein folding; protein peptidyl-prolyl isomerization. Lineage: Eukaryota; Metazoa; Chordata; Actinopteri; Centropomidae. Bases 104 to 1216 code for a protein of 370 amino acids. The record is from RefSeq and is a predicted model, not a curated record.
UUGAGUUUAUUCUUCUUCGUUUAACUCGCUCCAGUGCACAGCACCGGCCGGGGUUUAGCUAGGCUAACUGACACAAGUGUCUUAAAAUCGCAUCGUCCUUAAAAUGUCUCACCCAGCACCGUCUGACAAGCCUUCAAACCGUGAAAACCCCCGUGUCUUCUUCGAUGUAGACAUCGAUGGAGAAAGAGCCGGCCGAAUAGUUUUGGAGCUGUUUGCUGAUAUUACCCCCAAGACUGCUGAAAACUUCCGGGCACUCUGCACUGGAGAGAAAGGCACUGGCAAAUCGACUGGGAAACCACUGCACUUCAAGGGAUGCCCAUUUCACAGAAUCAUCAAGAAGUUCAUGAUCCAAGGAGGUGACUUCUCCAACCAUAAUGGCACCGGGGGAGAGAGCAUUUACGGCGAGAAGUUUGAGGAUGAAAACUUCCACUACAAGCAUGACAGAGUGGGUCUGCUGAGCAUGGCCAACGCUGGGCCAAACACCAACGGCUCACAAUUCUUCAUCACUACUGUCCCCACACCACACUUAGAUGGAAAGCACGUGGUCUUUGGACAAGUGUUGAAAGGGAUGGGGGUUGUAAAAAUGCUGGAGUUGAUUGACACUAACGAAGAUGCUCCUGUAAAGCCAUGUGUCAUAGCAGACUGUGGUGAGCAUAAGGAUGGAGACAGCUGGGGCGCUGCAACAAACGAUGGAUCAGGGGACACCCACCCUGACUUCCCCGAGGACUCCGACAUCGACUUUAAAGAUGUUGAUAAAGUCCUGUCUGUUGCUGAGGACUUGAAGAAUAUUGGAAACAACCUUUUUAAGAAUCAAAACUGGAAAGCUGCUGUCAACAAAUAUAGCAAAGCCCUCAGGUACUUGGAGGUGAGUGGAGAUCAGCUGGAGGAGGCGGCGCAGCAGAAGCUCGAACCCACAGCCCUCAGCUGCUUCCUCAACACAGCAGCCUGCAAGUUGAAGAUGCAGCUGUGGCAAGAGGCUCUGGACAGCUGCAAUGAGGCUCUGGAGCUCAACCAAGCAAACACUAAGGCACUUUUCCGGAGGGCCCAGGCCUGGCAGGGGUUAAAGGAAUACAGCAAAGCCAUGACUGAUCUGAAGAAAGCUCAGGAAAUAGCUCCAGAAGACAAAGCUAUCAGCAACGAGAUGAAGAGAGUUCAUCUUAAAAUCCAGGAGGAGAAGGAGAAAGAGAAGAAAAUCUAUGCCAAAAUGUUUGCGUGAAAAUUUCACCUAAUGAUGCAAUUAAGUAAUAUUGUUUAUCAAUGUUUGAAGUCAUCUCUGCAGGGGGAAGCUGCACUUACAAAGAUAAGGAGUCUGUACCCAGGUGAUGAUGGGUUCAUUCAUGUUUUCCAGCUGGCACAUUUCUCACUAUUGGUAUUCUUAAAAGGGAAUAACUGUUGUACAUUUUUUGACCUGUCUUUGACAAGUGUGUUCACUGUAAUGAAUAGUUUGAACAUUAGUUAGACUCUGAUGCUCUGAAAAAACUGGGUUAGCACUGGUUGUUCUGGGGUUUUGAAACGGUUACAUGUGUUGUAUUAUUUCAAAGACGGCGUUUUGAUACAGUGCCCUUGGCCACAUACAGUACAUCCAUUUGUUUUUAAUUUAUGUUUUUUACAGAGAUCAAUAAAUUGAAGGACAGCA